CUGGCUGCCAGAGUAGCAGCAGUAGCCCCAGCGGCAGCGGCUUCUCGGCAUGGUCUGCUAAGCCAGCCUGUCGGGCAACCGGAGUCCGAGGCAGAGAAGGCGCAAGGGGAGCUUUCCGACGCCAAAGGAAGAAAAGCAAAAGGCAAACGCCCCGUUCUCCUUGGGAUUGAUUCUCCACCUGGCAGAAAUCUGCCCUAAGCCGCGUUCCGUCUCCCCUGGGCGCCCGGGCCGGGAAAAGGUGUUAGCUCGUGAGAUCACUUCGGGACAACCGAACUGGGACCCACGUCGAUCCGGUGCGGCAAUGGGGCUUUAUGGGGUUGCUGGAGCCGCUGUCCUGGUGCUGCUUGCCGGACACUUCUCCCUGAGCUCGGCGCUGGAAGAAAAGAAAGUUUGCCAAGGAACAAGUAACAAGUUGACCCAGUUGGGUACUUUUGAGGACCACUUCCUGAGUCUCCAGAGAAUGUUCAAUAACUGUGAGGUGGUACUUGGAAAUUUGGAAAUCACCUAUGUCCAAAAAAAUUAUGACCUUUCCUUCCUAAAGACCAUCCAGGAGGUUGCUGGCUAUGUGCUCAUUGCUCUCAAUGCAGUUGAGAAAAUUCCUUUGGAAAACCUGCAGAUCAUUCGAGGAAAUGUGUUGUAUGAAAAUUUUUAUGCCCUUUCUGUGCUCUCCAACUAUGAUGUGAAUAAAACAGGAGUGAGGGAACUGCCCAUGAGGAAUCUACUAGAAAUCCUUGUUGGUGGUGUUCGGUUCAACAAUAACCCAACCCUGUGUAAUGUGGAGACAAUCCAGUGGAAGGAUAUUGUGGACUCCGCCUAUUUAAACAACAUCACAAUAGACAAUAACAGCCAUCCUAAGAGUUGUGAAAAGUGUGAUUCUAGUUGUCCCAAUGGAAGCUGUUGGGGUCCUGGACCACAAAAUUGCCAGAGUUUGACAAAGACCAUCUGUGCCCAGCAGUGCUCAGGACGGUGUCGCGGUAGUUCCCCUAGUGACUGUUGCCACAACCAGUGUGCAGCAGGUUGUACUGGACCUCGAGAGAGUGACUGCUUGGUCUGUCGAAAGUUUCGAGAUGAAGCCACAUGCAAAGACACCUGCCCCCCUCUGAUGCUGUACAACCCCACCACGUACCAGAUGGAUGUCAACCCAGAAGGCAAAUACAGCUUUGGAGCCACCUGCGUACGAAAGUGCCCACAUAACUAUGUGGUGACAGACCAUGGUUCUUGUGUUCGUUCUUGUAAUGCUGAGACCUAUGAAGUGGAGGAAGAUGGCGUCCGAAAAUGUAAAAAGUGUGAAGGUCCAUGUAGUAAAGUUUGCAAUGGAAUAGGAAUUGGUGAAUUUAAAGAUGUUCUCUCCAUCAAUGCGACAAACAUCAAACAAUUUCAGAAUUGUACCACCAUCAGCGGCGAUCUACAUAUAUUGCCUGUUGCAUUUAAAGGUGACUCCUUCACCCGUACUCCACCUUUAGAUCCCAAAGAACUGAAUAUUCUCAGGACCGUGAAGGAAAUAUCAGGAUUUUUGCUGAUUCAGGCUUGGCCUGAAAACAUGACUGACCUCCAUGCUUUUGAACAUCUGGAAAUUAUACGAGGCAGAACAAAGCAACACGGUCAGUUUUCUCUUGCUGUUGUUGGCGUGGACAUAACUUCCUUGGGCUUACGCUCCCUCAAGGAAAUCAGUGAUGGUGAUGUCAUCAUCUCAAAAAACAGACAACUCUGCUAUGCAAACACAAUAAACUGGAACAGACUGUUUGGAACAAGAAGUCAGAAAAGCAAAAUCACAAGCAACAAAGAUGAAAAAGAGUGCCGGGCUCUGGGCCAUGUUUGUCAUGAAUUGUGCUCACCUGAUGGUUGCUGGGGUCCAAAGCCAAGCCACUGCCUGUCCUGUCGCUAUGUGAGCCGUCACAAGAAGUGUGUCGAGAAAUGCAACAUUCUAGAAGGAGAACCAAGGGAGUACAUGGAGAAUCUGAAAUGCCUGCAGUGCCAUCCUGAGUGUCUGCCUCAGGUGAUGAAUCAAACCUGCACAGGACCGGGUCCUGACAAAUGCAUAGAGUGUGCUCACUAUAUAGAUGGUCCACACUGUGUCAAGACUUGUCCAGCUGGAAUCAUGGGAGAAAAUGAUACCUUGGUCUGGAAAUAUGCUGAUGCAAAUAAGGUUUGCCAACGAUGCCAUCCCAAUUGUACCUAUGGGUGUGAAGGUCCAGGUCUUGAAGGCUGUCCCACACCUGGUCCCAAGAUCCCUUCCAUAGCCACUGGAAUUGUGGGUGGCUUUCUCUUACUGAUGGUGUUGAUCCUUGGCAUCGGUCUUUUCAUUAGAAGGCGCCAUAUUGUCCGUAAACGCACACUGCGCAGGCUACUACAAGAAAGGGAGCUAGUAGAGCCUCUCACCCCCAGUGGAGAAGCUCCCAACCAGGCCCUUUUACGGAUCCUAAAGGAGACAGAAUUUAAAAAGAUCAAAGUCCUUGGCUCUGGAGCUUUUGGUACAGUGUAUAAGGGACUAUGGAUUCCAGAAGGAGAGAAGGUGAAGAUUCCUGUUGCCAUUAAAGAGUUAAGGGAAGCUACUUCUCCGAAAGCCAAUAAGGAAAUUCUUGAUGAAGCCUAUGUGAUGGCCAGUGUGGAUCAUCCCCAUGUGUGCCGUCUCCUGGGAAUCUGUCUGACUUCCACAGUCCAACUCAUAACACAGCUCAUGCCAUUCGGUUGUCUACUGGACUACAUACGGGAACACAAGGACAACAUUGGCUCCCAGUACCUUCUCAACUGGUGUGUGCAGAUUGCCAAGGGGAUGAGUUAUCUAGAAGAGCGCCGCUUGGUACACCGUGACUUAGCAGCCAGAAAUGUACUUGUGAAGACACCUCAGCAUGUGAAGAUCACAGAUUUUGGGCUGGCAAAACUGCUUGGCGCUGAUGAGAAAGAGUACCACGCUGAAGGAGGCAAGGUGCCUAUUAAAUGGAUGGCUUUGGAAUCGAUUUUACACCGUAUUUAUACCCACCAAAGUGACGUCUGGAGCUAUGGUGUCACAGUUUGGGAGCUGAUGACAUUUGGGUCCAAACCAUAUGAUGGAAUCCCUGCAAGUGAGAUUUCAUCUAUUUUAGAGAAAGGGGAACGCCUUCCUCAACCACCCAUCUGCACCAUUGAUGUCUACAUGAUCAUGGUCAAAUGCUGGAUGAUAGAUGCUGACAGUCGCCCCAAGUUUCGUGAGUUAAUUGUAGAAUUUUCUAAAAUGGCCCGUGAUCCCCAGCGCUACCUUGUUAUACAGGGAGAUGAAAGAAUGCACUUACCAAGCCCCACGGACUCCAAAUUUUAUCGCACCCUUAUGGAAGAAGAGGAUAUGGAAGAUAUCGUAGAUGCAGAUGAGUACCUUAUUCCACAGCAAGGAUUCUUCAACAGCCCCUCCACAUCUCGCACGCCUCUCCUAAGCUCUCUGAGUGCUACCAGCAAUAAUUCUGCCACAGUAUGCAUUGAUAGAAAUGGGCAGGUUUGCCCUGUGAAGGAAGAAAGCUUUAUCCAGAGAUACAGUUCUGAUCCCACUACUGUCUUACUUGAAGACAAUGUGGAUGAUAGCUUCCAGCCUGUACCAGAAUAUAUAAACCAAUCGGCUCCCAAAAACCACACGGGCUCUGCCAUCCAGAACCCUGUCUAUCACAACCAACCUUUCAACCCAGAUGCCUCUAAAGACUCUCUGUACCAAAACUCACACAACAGCAGUGCAGUGGACAACCCCGAGUAUCUCAACACAACUCAGCCCAACUUGAUCAAAAAAGCCUUCGACAGCAAUUCCUGCUGGAACCCGACAGCCAACCACCCAAUCAGUCUGGACAACCCUGACUACCAGCAGGACUUCUUCCCCCAGGAAGCCAAGCCAAAUGGGGUUUUUAAAGUUCCUGCCGCAGAAAAUCCUGAGUACCUCAGGGUAGCAGCACAACAAAGUGAAUUCAUUCAAGCUUCAGCAUGACCCUUUGCCAAAAGCCUUCCCUCCCUCCCUCCCUCAUGCAGCCAUGGAAUCUAGCUGCCCCAGGACUGAGCUAUGGACAGCAAAGGCAGCAAUCAUGCGAUGUAGCCACUCACUCACACCUUUCCUUUCAAGCCUACGGGCCAGACAUUGCCACAAUUGGCUUUAAUUUCCUUUGGUACGAUCCGGGGCCUGUCUUCCGUUGGAAUUGUCCCCCUUCCUGGGCAUAUAAUGGAGUCAAUCCCAGGCAGAUUUCCUGCAAGUGCAUUCCUUCAUCUUUAAUCUGUGAGACUUCCCAAAUCAAGAGCAAGAUGCCCAGGAAGCAUAUUUUUCCGUUUGUACAGAAGUUAAUUGUUUUUUUUUUUUCUACACCAUACAUUUGAAAAAAUAAUAAUAAUGUUUGUAAGUAUUUUUUUCUUACAAGAUCCCAUUGGCACGUUCAUGAGAGAGAUGAUUAUUGACUAUAACAUGCACUACCCUGAAGGGACCCAGACUGGACUGAGUCAAAGACGCAUAUGAUGAAAGAAAAUGAGCUUUACGCUCUUCGGACUCAGCCGACUUAACAGUUCAUCCCAUGGGCUUUGUCCUUCUUUACAUGCCAAAGGCCGAGAAAGAACAUUUCUUGGUUGGCGCAGCAUCAGCUCGCGACGAAAAAGAGAAACAGACCAGCCUAUGUCAUGCUGGCCACAAGAGUUACAGAAACCAAGUGGAGGAAGUCUCUCCCUACGCUUCAUUGUAAAUGUGCCCACGGUACUUCAAACUGUUUUUUUUUUAAGUGUUUUCUGAUUAUGAAUACUCAUCUGAUUCUUUUCUUUUUCAUUUCGUGUCUUUGCAACUACACUUGUUAAAAUGUUUUCCCUCAAUGCUUCUAUUAUGGAGUGGAGGGUGGGGGUGUUGGGGAGGGAGUAAAGACACUAAAACAAAACAGCCAAAGCUGCUGCUCUCUUUUUACUCACCCUCAUUUGGACAAAGGGCCUUUCUUUAAGAUGGGAUGAAAAUGCAGAAGUUUGCAAGCCCAAGCAAAGAACUUAAGUCUCAGGUGAAUCUACACCAAACCUAAAAGUGUUUACCUAAACACUAAAAUGAAUAGAAACCUAAAAAUGAAGAUAUCCAAAGGGGGGAAAAAUUGAAAUUGUUCUCUAUUUCUAAACACUCCCUUAGUUAACCCAUGAAAAUUGGGCCUUAACGGUUUUUAGAUUUUUUUAAAAGAAAAUUUAAUGAAUAAGCUAUUUUAUUCGCUACCAAAAACAUUCUCUAGUGUGUUUUCCCCAAAAUCCUUUCCUUGCCCCCUUUUCAGGUUACAAAAGAUGGGCUAGAUCCUGUGGAAAAACUAUAGUGUCUUACAACUCAAUAUGUGUGUGUGUGUGGCUCUACUUUUCAUAAAAGAAAUGCGGAGGCAAUAAUUGAGAGGUUGCAAUAAAAAUCCUAAAUAUUAAAUGGUGAAUUUGAAGUUAAUGGCUGUGUUUCCACAAAAGUCCACAAAUAUUUUUUGAAAGGGUGGGGGGGAGGUAGAGAUGAGAAUUUAAGGUUUGUGAAGAUGCCCAAAAUGUUUUCGUUUAAAAAGGGAGGAUUGUGCAAUGUUAAGACAGAUAAACAGGUUGGACUAGUUUUUCAAAUGUUUGAAGCUCCCAUCCCACCUUAUCAACUAAAGACACUCAAUGAUUGGCAGAUAAAUCCCACCAGAACACCAAGUGUGUAGAGAGAGCCCAUCAAAAUAUAAUGCCAAACCAGUACCCACAGAGCAGCUUUCCAGACACUGAAUUAAUUCAGAGGCCCUGGUGUUGAAAGCAUGUAAAUGGUGCACCCGUGAAAAUAUGGGCUUGCCCUAGAAAAUGUUUCUUCUGUUACUUUCAAGAUAAUGGGUGCUCCAAAGAGAGUUUCUAACAAAAAAAGUUUGAGUCCGUGUUGAAAUGAAGUCAGUGUUUCUUUUGUUUUCUAACUACUAGGUAGCCAUGUGUCUGAGUCAGACCUCAACACUGCAGGCAGAAAUACAAUUUUAUGUUAUCUGUUUUAGGCAAGAGGUUUUUUUAGUUUGAUAGUUAUACUUAUAGAUUCCCAGAGUUCUCUGGAUAACUUUCAUCCAUCAUGUUUUACUUUUUUUUUUUUAUGGAAAAAUGAAUCAGUAUUUACAAGAAAAGGUAAUCUUAAGGCCUCAUUGAUAGAUUUUUUUUUUCAUCAUUUCAUCAUUCUUGUCAAGAAAAGCAUUUUACCCUGUGGUCCUAUUAUUAACUGAGUACUUCAUACAAUCCUUUCUCUAACUUGUGAAGAAACCAGUAACUGUUGGGGAAAAAAAGAGCUGAAAUUCAGAUGAAAUGUAGCAAUGAAAAAGUAAGAUGGAUUUUUUUUUUACAUUUCUUCUUAGCAUAUACUGUAGCAACCUCAACUAAUAAAUUUAGAAAUUCAUCAGAAUUUAGAAUUCUCCAGCAUUAAAUCUAGUUGAGAUACUCCAGAGAAUUUUAAGUUGUGUAUGUUUGAAUGAUUUUGCAGAGAGUAAACCUAAUUUGAUGGAACUAAACAGAACCUCUUAACUCCAAGCUUCUAGCCAUAAAAUAUUCUACCAUUCGGUACAGGAUCUGCUGUUACAUAUGUCAGUCAUGGGGAAUUGGAAGGUGGGGCAUGAAAUUCCGUUUUAAUGGUGAGGGGGGCUUGUUGACAUUUAAAAUAUAAAUGUAAAAUUGUGCUAGUUCUCACAGAAACCAAACCACUGAUCUUGUCAUUCAUUUUAACAAAAAUAUCUAUCAGAUCAAUAGAUGGUUUCAGACCUGAUUAAGGGUACGAGGACUUUAAUAUAUAUAGCAUUAAAAAGCAGUUAACAUAGAUUGCACGUUGCUUUAAAUCAUAUACUAUCAGCAGGGGGAGUCAUAACUAGGAUGGAAAAAUCCAAGGUUUUAUUCUAGGAAUGAAAUUUAAAAGAUGCUCAUAAGAUCUGCAGUCCUUCAACAACCUAGAGAAACAAAGUUUGCCACCUAGUUAAUAACAAUUAUUUAUUAAAAUAGGAAGAUGCCUGUAAGUGGGAUAGCUAGGGUGAGGUUGUCCACCCCACUCUGUUCCCUAACAAUGUCUCCAUGUUUCAAUAUCCCAAACAGGGGCUAUGAGUAUUGCCUUAGGGUCUUUAUAUCCCCUUCAAUAAGAUAGACUUCUCCUGAAUGAGGGGACACAUCUUUCUACUAACCUAGAUGAAGUUUAUAGUACUUCACUGGGGCACAAAAAAGAAUCCUGGUUAUAACUCUGAUUAGCAUUAUUAAAUUCGUCAUGCUUCUUCACAUAAAGACGAUGAAAAUCCAUUUCAUCACCCAUAAAAUGAAGAGGUUGGGCCACAUGACCUCUAAGGUCCCUUCUAACUCUAAGAAUCUAUGUGCCAAGGUCUCUUACAAUUCUGACAAUCUAUAGACUAUGAACAUGUCGAAAGCCUUGAUUAAACAGAUUUGAAAAAAAAAGUUAAUAAUUGGAGACAUUGUUAAUAAUUGGAGAAGACAUUUUCAAAAGAUUUUUCCAAACACAUUUGAAGGUCUGGUUUAAAAAUGACCCAAGAAAGACUGAAUUUCAUGUUGCUCACCCAAGUGAAAGCCAAUCAUAGAACUGGACAUCUCCCCCGCUCCCAUCCCCCACCAAUACCACUACUUUGUCAUUGUAGGGAUGAUGCUAAAAUUGAUUCCCGUGGUUGUUGUACUGGAGUUACUAAUAGGCAAAAGCUAAGAUAUUUGGGACCCUAUUUAGAAGGAGGGGAGCGGUCACUGUUGUUUCCUAGCGCUUUUAGAAGAAUCUAGAAAGUGUGUUAAUCCAAACAGUCAUGGCUUUAAGCAACUAUUAGAAAAUGCAGGUGCGGAAAGCAGUUAAUAGAAAUGCCAAUGCCUCGUGACCAGCUCCGUUGCCAGCUUGAUUUCCCAAAGACAAAGAGACUCGCUUAGAGGAUUUUUCUUUGUAAGCUAAACCAUGUAGUGGGAAGCCGACAGCUGGCACUGAGGUGAUUUCAUUUCUACAGGGUGAGACUCAGCCCAAUUACCUAAUUCUUAAGCAUUUUCUGCCCCCAUCAAGAAUGAGUAGAACAAUGUCGUUUGGACUCAAUGGGUCCAAAAUCCUGAGAAAGGUCAUCCCACUGAGAUUCUGCUGGAUUGGGGUUGAAAUUGGACAACCCAACCUCAAACUUUUAAAAUCAGUGGCUGGCCCUUAAGUCACAAUGCCAGAUGCUCCUUAUGCUUCAGCUAAUUCUUUCGGAUUGACAAAGACAGUCUUAAGAGUUUUUCAAGUUUUCAAAGGGUCAAGCUUACAUCUUCCAGUGCCUUCACUUAUUCUCUUGCCUUGAAUGUUCAAUUCCUCAUUCAAUUUCCUUGAAUGUUCUUACCCUCAAUGUUCAACCUUUUUACUGUUUGAAUAUCACACCCCAACCUGAUCAGAUCUGAAAGGUUGACACCAUUCCAUCCGUUAUACCUCUCUUCUGUCAUAUCCAUUGAGGUAUUGACAUAGAAAAUACCCCAAAAAGGUGUGUAUUUCAUUAGUAGUGUCUUCAUUUGUCAUUUCAGUUAACAUUAUUUUCCCAUGACUGCAGUUUCAGUUUCUUCCUCUGGAAACAUAGGGUCCAAAGAAUGAGGAAGGUCUUGUAGAUGGGUGCUAGCCUCCUUAGCCCACAUGGUUGUGGUUUCCCACCAGGUCUGCUAUGAAAGUUAUGCCAGAUUCCCAUAAGUCAUACCCCAUCCCCCACCCCACGGCUUCAGGCGCUUGUCAGAUUAAACCUGUGGUAAGCCUCAUCCUGCUUUAACUGGAUGUAUCCAGGCACUUUCCUCUCACUGAAUUUACUUAAGAACCUAUGAUUCUAUUCUGAUGUCAUGUUGAGAAGGGUCUUACAAGAUGUUCAUAUAUGAAAAUUAGUCCUUUCACCCCAUAUUCUUGGCAAUGUACUUUCACUAUUGAAUGUGACUAGCUUCCCCCCACCCCAGAGGCCAAGAAUGCAAAAUGUAGCAGAAUUUGAGUCUAGGGACUGGGGAUCUUAUUCUAGUAACUUGUAUGUCCUUGGUCAAGUCAUUUCACUUAUGGAUCAUAGUUCAUUCAUCUACAAAAUAACAACUAUCAUAAUAUAGAAAUCUAUGGUAUCCAACCAUAGUUUCACCUCUACUCCCAAAAUCAGGGUGGUCUAAAAGACAUUGACCAUAAUAGGAGAAUUCAUUAACUGGAUCAGGCCAUUGUUUAUGCUGGUAUAUGGAUUUAUCAGAAAUAUUUGUUCCUAGCUUGCUGGCCUUUUAUUGCCAUGAUUUUAUCCUAUGGUUGGUCAUUGGAAUUUCUAAUUUGUAGGAAUCCACCUAUGUACUUCCAGGUUGGGCACAUAGUACAGAUAUCUCUGGUGCAGUAAUAAUGAUAAUAAUAAUAUUUGGCAUUUACAUAGCACUUUAAAGUUUGCAAAGCACAAGAGAAAAAGAGAUGGGUAGGAAUUAAGCCAGUGAUUUUAUUAGUAUAAGGUAUUCUCUUCACCAGUGCAGAUUAGCACCUUCCUCUGCCAUUUAAAGUUAAAAAUGAGUCUUUUGAGAAGUUAAGUGACUAGCUCAGGGCCACCUAGCCAGUGGGUGUCAGUGUGUCAGAUGGGACUUGAAUCCAGGGCAUCCUGACUUUGAGGCCAGCUCUCUUAUCUCUCAUACCACAGUGAGAUUUGUGUUUGUGAAUGCACGCGCAGCUGGUAUUUGGACCUUACAAGAACCCUGUGGCGUAGUUACCAAAUGUUUUAUUAUCUUUUACAAAUGAGAGUCAGAGAGAUAGAGAUUUGUUCACGAUGACACAGCUAUCAGCUAGUAAAUGUUUGAAGUAAGAUUUGAACCCAGCUCUUGGGAUGCCAAAGCCAUCACUCUAUCUACUAUACCACUCUAUUUCUGCUUUAUGGAUAUCUACUCUAUCCACUACACCAUGUUAUUUGUAAUUGCUAGUAUCCUUUAAAUCUUCACAUAACACUUCAGUGUGAAUCUGAUGGGAGAUUAGAGUGAUUUACUUGGCAAGACAAUUAGGUGACUCUAACUGGGACUUCAUUGGGGAAGUGAUGAGAUUAAGCACUUUGAUAUUGUGUAUUUCCUGGUGCACAAAUGCAAAAAAAAAAAUACAUAAGCUCCAUUUCUCUGAUGGCUGUUGAGAUUGACCUGGAUUUCUCUUUUAAUUUUUUUCUCCUUUGGCUUAUUUAGUGAGUAAAUGUCAUUGCAACAGGAUACUAUCCCGUUGUACCUUAAUGUAAUUUAAGUACAUGGAAGAAAAAUGGACCAUUUGGGAAAACUGUGUAUAUUUUUACUACCAAUGCUCUUGUUUAAGGCACAUGACUUUUUUACACUAUUAGAAGUUACCUCCUACGCAGGUUUCUUCUACCAGAAUCUUAUUUUUCUAACUUUGCCAAUACAAAGAAAGAAAGGCUACCAUUGAGAAGACACUUGAAAUUUUAGGAAUUUUUGUUUGUUCUUUGUUUUUAGAAAAUCUAUUUUUUGUGAGAAGAAAAACAACUAUUAAUAGACCCCAAAGGGCUGCAAUCAUCCCCAAAAGAUUAAUAAUAAUUCACAUUUAUUUAGCACUUUACAGCUUGCUAACUACUUUCCUCACAGCAAUCCUAUGAAAUAGGUCUUGCAAGGAUGGUUAUCCCCUUUUUUUCUUGAUUAAGAAAGUGAGGCUCUGAGAAUUUAAAUGACUUGUCCAUGAGGACAUAGAUGGAAAGUGUUUCAGGUAGGACUUGAACACAGAUAACCCCUUGCCAGUGGUCUAUUCAGUAUCCCACUUUCUUUAAGUGAAUCAAUCUCAGUUCUAGUAUUUCUGUAUUAGUGGAGAUACGCGAUUGAUGGGGGCUCAGACCCAAUUACCCAUAGUGCAGAGGAGAAGGUUGAUGCUACUUUUCAAAGUACAGUUUCCAUCUCUAAGGUCUAGGGAAGUAAUUACAUUGGGCUUUAGCACUUCUGCCCGCUAGUCUGGGUUCAGCCCCAUGGGUCAGCUGCACUUAAAAUUUUUGUUCUUAUUGAAGAGGGAGAAGUCCUAAUGACACAUGCUGUCAUUUAAUUUCUAUGGCAGUAUUUUAAUAAAAAAAGAAAAAUUCCAUUCUCCAGUAUCUCCACUCUCCCUUCCAAGAAAAAGUAAUGUUACUAUUGUAAUGAUUCCCUAGGGCUAAAGAAUUAUCACACCAACAAGAAAGUUUAUGGCAAACAUGUGUAUAUGUAUAUAUGUGUGCAUAUAUACAUUAUACAUAUAAUUGUUAUGCAUAAAUCAACAAAAAUAUAAUGUAUGGACAAUUAUGAGUGUUUCCCGAUGAAUAAAAAAUGAUUUUAAGUGAGUUCUAAUUUGAUGUCUAGCCCUUCAGAGGUCCUAUUCAUUUGAAUUGAACACAGAUUCUGCAGGUAAAGAUACCGGGACCACAUUAGCAGUUGUGCCCUCACAGGUAAAAUAAAGACUUUGGACUGGAUUGCUUUUUAGGGACUCUCCAACUGUAAAUCAUAUUAUUCUAUGAACCUCAGUCCCAAGUCCCUCCAGGCGAGAUUCCAUUCAUUCAUCAAACACCUGCCAUGCGCUGGGUCCUGUACUUAGCUCUGGGGAUACAAAAACAACAACAACAAAAAUGGUCCCUGCCUUCAAAAAGCUUCCAUUUUACUACAUCUGUACCCUGUUCCACAGGAUCAGAAACCAGGAUAGAAGCAUGUAAUUUGGUUACAUCUGAGAAGGAGGGUUAGGUGGGCGGGGAGGGAGAGAGAGAGAGAGACAGAAACAGUUAGUAAACCUACGCAGGCAUCUCCUCUCUAGCGUAGAAACUAUAAAACAAAACAAAACAAAACAAAACCAUUAAAGUGGGGAAGGGGGCAGGAUGGGUAGUGCUAACAGUAAGGCAGUUUAUGAUUUUUUUUCUUUUUUGUUAGCCUUACCCUUUAUUCUAGGAGUGGCUGCUUAUAAAAUUAGGUAAAUGCAUAUUCUCUCCUUUUGCCUCAAAUAAAUUGUUGCCCCACUGUUGUAGGAAGAGAGAAACUAUUCCUAAAGCUGUCCUAAAAAUUCAAUUAAUAUGGGGUAAGAGUGAUUGGACAGGUUUUGAGGGUAUGUUACACAUGGUGUUGAGCCCAAGAAAGGUAUUCUUGCCCAUGUAAUAAAUUUGCUUUCAAUACAUAACUCCUGGGACAAAAAGUGAAGAGGGUUGUAUUUUGUGCCUAUAAGGGGAAAACCAGCAAAGUUUGUCCAGUGCUUAUUAGAUCAUUGUGUCCAGCCUCUUAAGCAAAAGAAGUAGCAAAAGAUCAGUUUCAUCCCUACCACAUAACCUUGCAAAUGAUUCACAUAAAUCCAUACUGCAUGUUAACAACAACAAGACUAUUCAUCUAAUUUGCAUCUAAGAUAACAGUGUUGAGACAAGAUCUGAUUAAUCUCUUGAAAAAUUAGUCGAGAUCCCGUGGAUCCACUGACCAUGUUUAGUCUAGUGACAAUAGAGUUAUUUACUAACCAGGUAACAAGGUCUUCAUUUUAGGGAUUGUUGAGGCAAUAACUUUAUCAAUUUCUCCAUACACGGUACUUUUUAACAAUUUAGUUAUGCCACAGUAAAACACUUUGUACACAUGAGAAGAAGCAAGAUUUUUAUAUGGUUUGUACUAUCAAUCAGACAUACUGGUUGUUUGUAUAUUAUGUGAUGAAAAUAAGGUGUAUAUUAUUCAUUGUUUUUUAACUUUUGAGAACCUAUAUUGUAAUAAUGAUGUUUCCUCUUCCUCCAAACAAUGCUGUGUAAUUAAUGGAGUAGAUGUUAGUCAUAAAAGACUUAACACUGAUGCUUUUACAUGCUGCCUAUGAACUUGUUUUUAACCAGGAAAAAUCCAGCCAACCAACCUUAGAAUGGAGACAUCUCCAGGAUUCUGUGUACUCAAACAUAGAAAUUGUAUUUUCCCGCAUGAGUAUUUUGAUUUCCUCUCCUCAUAUCCAGCAUUGAUGGUUAAAUUCACCAGGUGCAUUCUAAGCAGAAGUCUUGAGCUGUGACAGCAGCUUCCAACCCCACCCUCCCUGCUGAAUGUCUCUGGGAAGUAUUCUUUUCCUCCAUGGUUUCUUCCAGCCUUUUGUCUUCCUGACAGUUUCAGCAGAACUCAGGGAGAACUCUUAAGUGGAAAGGGUUUCUUGUUGCAGGCCAAGUUGGUUUUUUUUUCUUUUUUUUCCUUCUCCCAGUCAUCAAAGGGAACAGAAGUCUCUUUGUAAUCCUGACACAAGUUCUGAAACCCAAAAGGGAUUCCCAUUCUGAGCUCCUGAUGAACAACACCAGAUAGGGCCACACAAUCAGCCAUUCACAAGAUGAAUGCUUUUUUUUUUUUAAUGGGUUUGUGCUUAGAUUGUCCUUGUAAGAAAAUCCCCUCCAGUGGCACGCAAGACACCAGGGAGGGUGAACUUAAUAAGAAAAACCAAAAACAGCCAAAGAGCUUACACAUCAAAGAAAUCGAUCAGAAGCCUCUGGCUCAAGGAGGGAAAAAUGAUUCUUACAAUGUGAAAUGGAGAAAAGUAACUGAAACUUAUGUUCAGACUUAUGCAGAGAAGUCAGAUAGGUUCUCCUUUGAACAGGCAUUAGUCUUUAACCUUGUAAAUGGAGAAGAGUGACUUCCUACAUGGUAUGAGCUAGAGGAGGGAAAGUUCAGUUCCCUUUAUUCAUGUUAAUGGCAAGGGGGCAUAGACUUAGGUGUAAAUUCACCCUCCUUUUCUGUGAGAUGGGAGCAGAUCAACUUUCAGAAGGAUCUGGGUGAGCAUGGUGGUUAAUGGCACAGAACAGAGCACUGGGGAAUGUGGUUCAUAAAAUGAGCUAUGGAGAGAGGAAAUCACCCAGAAAUUUCUCUAGUAUAUUAGCAAUGCUUAACAUUUUUAUUUUAAUAAAUACUUGGAAAAAUAAA
Vombatus ursinus (common wombat) is the source of this 13785-nucleotide messenger RNA. It is a transcript of the gene EGFR, whose product is annotated as epidermal growth factor receptor. The record is from RefSeq and is a predicted model, not a curated record. Gene Ontology annotation, biological process: multicellular organism development; protein phosphorylation; negative regulation of apoptotic process. Gene Ontology annotation, molecular function: ATP binding; epidermal growth factor binding; epidermal growth factor receptor activity. The coding region runs from base 302 to 3943 and encodes 1213 amino acids. Gene Ontology annotation, cellular component: signaling receptor complex; basal plasma membrane. The transcript is spliced from 28 exons. Lineage: Eukaryota; Metazoa; Chordata; Mammalia; Diprotodontia; Vombatidae.